Molecule: messenger RNA, 1053 nt
Organism: Bacidia gigantensis
Lineage: Eukaryota; Fungi; Ascomycota; Lecanoromycetes; Lecanorales; Ramalinaceae
Exons: 2
Coding region: 1-1053 (350 amino acids)
Molecular function (GO): nucleotidase activity
Source: RefSeq, a predicted model, not a curated record
AUGCACUUCCCUUCAGCCUUUCUGCUUGCUGCUGCUCUGGCUACUAGCAAUGCCCUCAACAUCCUCGUUGGCAAUGAUGAUGGCUUCGGCUCCGCCAACAUCAGGGAGUUCUACCGCCUCCUCAAAGCAGCUGGCCAUGACGCUUGGAUAGUGGCACCGAUCGACAAUGAGAGUGGUCAAGGUGGCCGCGCAGUCUUCACCACCGAAGCCAAACUCACCAAGCCAACUGAGUAUGACCUCGUGCCUGCAGGAGCCCCAAGUUUCGGUACAGACCCCCAUGACUCGCACAUUUGGUACUACAAUGGUACACCUGCUGCCUGCACAUUCUUCGCCCUCGAUUAUGUCGUCCCAAAGUUCACCGGCUGGAAGAAGGUGGAUCUGUUCGUCUCAGGUCCAAAUUUCGGCCUGAACGCUGGUCCCUUCUUCUACACUCUCUCAGGAACGAUCGGUGCCACCUACGCAGCCGUCGAACGCGGCAUCCCUGGGAUCGCCUACUCCGAUGCAACAGCCGAACAGCGUUCCUACACCUAUAUCAACAAGACGACACCAACUGGGUACCCAGAUCGUGCCACCAUCUACGCCCAAGCCUCCGUCGAUCUCGUGCAGCAGGUGAUCGCCGGCGCCUCCAACAAAUCCCAACUUCUGCCCUACGGCUACGGUAUCAGCGUCAAUUACCCCUUCGUCACAUCCUUCACCAACACCAGCUGUGUGAAGCCAAAGUUCAUCCAGACACGCAUGACGGGAGGCGCGCAGGUCGAUAAGGCUGUCUUCAAUGAGACUUCGAAGCUCUUCACGUUCGGGAAUACUGAUGGUCCGGGUCUGAAUACAUGCAUCAAUGGGGACUGCAGUCUGCCAGGGGAGACGACGGUGGUGAACGGUCCCAAUUGCGAAAGUAGCGUUAGUGUCUUCACGGUCGAUUAUGAUGCGCCCAGCACAAAAGCUACAGCGGCGGUCAGGGAGGGACUGUGUCCAUUGGUAGAAUACGAGAAGCAUAAAGUGAAGAGAGAAGACGCAGAGGAGCGGAUGAGGAAGGGGAGAUAUUUUCAUGAAUGA